AUGCGUUCCUCCUUCUGCGCCGCCGUUCUGGCGCUUGCUUCGUCUGUUGUGGCCCAAACACCUCACUUCGAUGUUAUGUCUUCCCCAACUCAGGGUCAGGUCAUCCCUGCGGGCUCUUCUUUCGACAUUAUCUGGGACCCCAACUCUGUUCCGGGUACCAUCACCAUUACUCUGAUCCAAGGACCAGCGUCCAACGCACUCGUCAAAGGCCCAGUCAUUGCUUCUGGUGUCGACAAUUCUCUUGGAAAGUUCACAUGGUCGCCCGUGCCUAGCGGCCAAUUUGCAGCGUAUGGCUUCAACAUCACUUCUGACUCGGACCCCUCAACCUAUCAAUUGUCGAACGGCUUCCAUAUCUCUGGAGGCAGCACCCCAUCACCCACACCUGCUGCCGGCGGCAUAACCACAACAGUGCGUUUGGCGCCUGGACCUGCUUAUACCCCUCCCCCGAACACCACCACUUCUUCCGUUGUAACCACCACCCACAACGCGACGCAGACCUCUUCAGCCGUCAAGGCAGUUUUCACUUCGUCCGCCAACGUGACCACUACCACUCCAGUCGCAAACAUCACUCUGACAACUCUGACAACUCCCUUGGUAACCGCCACCCCCGUUACCGCCGCCAGCCCCGUGACGACUCCGUCCGAGUCAAGCCCGACUACGCCUGCAAGCAUUUCAACCCCUACUCCCAAGUUAACCAGCGGUGCUGCCGCAAACAUGGCAUCCGGUGGACUGGCAAUGAUCGGAGGAUUGGUUCUCGCAUUCGCCCUGUAA
This is a messenger RNA of Amorphotheca resinae ATCC 22711, 771 nucleotides long. RefSeq lists its product as hypothetical. The record is from RefSeq and is a predicted model, not a curated record. Lineage: Eukaryota; Fungi; Ascomycota; Leotiomycetes; Helotiales; Amorphothecaceae. The transcript is spliced from 2 exons. Bases 1 to 771 code for a protein of 256 amino acids.